AUGGAGAAGGAGGCAAGCCAACUUGAGAGGGACCACGUUCAUAGUGUAUAUGAGAAAAUUGCUCCUUACUUCAACGACACACGCUACAAGGCAUGGCCAAAGGUGCAGCAGUUUAUUUCACAGCAGGAACCAGGCAGCCUGAUUGCUGAUAUUGGCUGUGGAAAUGGCAAAUACCUUCACAUCAAUUCUCAAGUCUAUAAACUGGGUUGCGACUACUGUUUCCCGUUGGUGGAAUCAGCACGAAAUGAAGGCCAUGAAGUAAUGGUAUGCCAUAGCUUGUGUCUGCCUUAUCGAAGUGAGUGCUUCGACGCUGUCCUGUCCAUCGCUGUGAUUCACCAUUUUUCAACGGAAGAGAGGCGCAUGCGAGCAAUAAAAGAGAUGGCUCGCAUCUUGAGAGUAGGAGGCCAGAUAAUGAUAUAUGUGUGGGCAAUGGAGCAAAAACGCAGAAGAUUUGAAAAGCAAGACGUCUUUGUUCCCUGGGAUCCUUCACCUCCUUCCUGCUCCUUGGGUGAGCCUUGCUCAUGUGGAGUACAAAAAUCAAUUCUUCACAAGGACAAAGAACUGGCUUUGAACCAGCCCUGUCAUAAGCUGGAUGGGACUUCAGAGGUACACGGGACAGCAAGGAGCUCAUCCUGUGGAGGGGAGAAGAAAGCGCUGUGCACGAUGUUAGAGAAAUCUCCGAGAUGGUCUCUGUUCUCAAGAUCACUUGACUCGGUAUUAGGUGAUCAGUGGCACCAAGAAGAGCUCAUUAGAUACUGCAAUUAUGGUAUUCAGCUGAAUGAAUUAAACAGAGGAGAAAAAGUUGAACAAAACAGAGAGCGUGGCUUUCUGAAACGCGCUUCUGACUUUUUUCUGCAUUGCAAACCGAGUUUUGAAAAUACAGCAGCUUUUGAAGUGGCUGUUAAACCUGUGCUGCCCAUGCCACGCUGCUCGAAGGCUUUUAGAAGUUGCUAUUCAGAAUUAGGGCAAGCAACUAUACAGCUCCCUAUGGCUGCAGAUACUCUUCACGAUUGCAGCGGAGUGUGUUUACCUGACCUGAUUUCACAUCAGAAAGAAUUAGCUGUCAGACAACAACUUAAAAUAGACCAUCACCUGAAACGAGGAGCUUGCUGCCAACCUCAGAACAAACAGCGAACAGGCUCUUCUCUGCAGAAAGCAGUCAAUGAGCACACCUGCACCACGCAGAGCCAGCAGCAGAGGGGUCCUGGUGGGGCCUGGCUGAGGUACUACCACGUUUUUAAAGAAGGGGAGUUGGCUGAGCUGAUAGAGCGUCAUAUUCCUGAGCUACAUAUUACUCUUUCAUACUUUGACCAUGCCAAUUGGUGCGUGAUCGCAGAAAAGACUGAAGUGUGGAAGAUCUAG
Molecule: messenger RNA, 1362 nt
Organism: Leptosomus discolor (cuckoo roller)
Lineage: Eukaryota; Metazoa; Chordata; Aves; Leptosomiformes; Leptosomidae
Product: putative tRNA methyltransferase 9B
Biological process (GO): tRNA wobble uridine modification; tRNA methylation
Cellular component (GO): cytoplasm; nucleus
Molecular function (GO): tRNA (5-carboxymethyluridine(34)-5-O)-methyltransferase activity; tRNA binding
Source: RefSeq, a predicted model, not a curated record